CAUCUACGGACGAAGGGAUGGAUAUCAAAAGUUUAACUGAAGAUGCAAAAUCAGACACGACAGCAGAACGUUUUGACUUACAGGCUUUGUGGACCCGUGUCCAAGAUGAAAAGGAUACUACCGCUACACUCGGCGCACCAGAAGCGAGUGCGUUGGGUGAAAUGAUAGGCCAGAGGCUUAUUCAGCACCUAGCAUUGAAUCUGACGUUUAAAGAGGUUGCGGCCGAGUACGUUCGUGAAAAAAUCCGGAAUUCAGAUAUCUUUGGACUCAAGGUCGUCACUGAUGUUGCGGUACUUUCUGGUGACAUGGAACUAGACCGUCUGAAACUAUUCAAUGUAGGUGGGGUACAUGCGGAUUAA
Sphaeroforma arctica JP610 is the source of this 359-nucleotide messenger RNA. RefSeq lists its product as hypothetical. The coding region runs from base 18 to 359 and encodes 113 amino acids. The record is from RefSeq and is a predicted model, not a curated record. The transcript is spliced from 3 exons. Lineage: Eukaryota; Ichthyosporea; Ichthyophonida.